AUGGAGCAGCGGCAGCUAGAGGAGGAGGAAGAAGAGCUUAUGCAAGAGACACUAGCUAUUUUAACCAAUUGCCAUGAUGAAGAUUAUUUUGAUGCUGCUAUAUCACGACUUCUUGUCCCGUCUGAUAAUGAACAGCAUAGCCCCGUGUCUGCUAACUGGAAUGAUUCGAUCUUGUUAAAUCAUGAAGUGGCUGCUUUAAUGCCUACGUUAAUUGAUCACAGGCUAGAUAGUACGAAUUUUAUUAGUGCCGACAUCUUUCCUGCUCUAACGUCAGAGCUAACGACCUCAAUCACUUGUCCUUUGAAAAAGACGUCUACAUUUAAUAUGAAACAGAAGCAGCGCAGAAAGAAGACAUUUAAUAGUGCUUACAAUACUGAAAAAAAGCGGAAAAUGGCUUCUCAUAAUUCGAAUCGUGCGCGUGACGAACGCAAAGAAGAGCUUAUUUAUCUUCGCAAAACGGUGCAGACGAUGGAAGCGAGACUUCGUACACUCCAACUAUCGCAACGUCGAGAUUUGACUGUGACAAAAGCCGCAUCAAAAGGAGAAGGAAAGACAUCGAAUGAGGGUGCAUUUGCUCAUGCAUCAUCACUAGAGGAACAGGCUGUCACAAACCUUAGUGAAAUGCUGUCGGCUGAAGAUAUGAAGGAGGAUGCAGCGAUGGGACCUGUUUGGACCGAUAUCGCAGCACGUCAGUACCAAGAGCGACGCCGUGUUGAGCUGGAAAACAUUCGAUUGAAACUUAUACUUGAAGGUCAGAUCAAAAUGGCCAAAAGCCUGGAAAAGAUGCUGACAAAACGUACUAGCUUACGGGUAAUGGAGUCUAUUCAAGGCAAGUACUUGACUAGCUUGCAACACCGACAGCCAACGUCAACAGAGGAAGAAGACGAAGUGGCCAUUUUUGCUCGUUUGGAAAAAGAUCUGAGUACUGCCCUAGACGAGGUGGAUGUUGUGUUUGAGGCAAACGGACUUGCUCGCAUGGAAAAGACAUACGCAGACGCGCAAGUUCGGCGCGAAAACGGGUCUAUUGUCGUGGAAAUUUUUGCUAACAAACUCGUUCCAUUUAGUGUUGAAGCUACAAGCCACGCCGUGUGGGAGCAUUUUGUUCACUCCAUGGAUCAUAUUCCAUCGCGUUUCGUCUACCAAAAGCAAUUGAAGACGAAAAUAACUGACGAUACGUUAAUGGAGAGCUUUGGUCUUGAGCUUGUUGGCAGUCGGAACGCCACUGCCGCAUUUCGCGUGCGCCAGAUUCGCCGGAAGUUUGUUCAACCUGACCGCGUUGUUAUUGCGUGGCCAAUGUACUCUGAGGCACUUGAACUGUCUGCUGAGCCAACGAAGGGUGUCCGACUUCAUGAAAAGUGUUAUACUGUGGUUAAAGCACUCCCGCAAGCUAGUGGCCGUCGAGGCGCCCUAAUACAAACGUGCUACCUUCUUCGACCAGAAAGUUACGGUCAGGUUGCUGAUCGCGACCGUAUUCUUACCACUUUGGUCGAUUUUUUGCUGGACUCUGUGUUGCAUACGAUUAGCUCAAGCCACCAAAUGAUUGAAAAUUACUUGAUGGACGGAGCGCUUCAGCUUCGGACUGAACCAAAUGCGCUGAUGCAGGUUGCUAGCAAGGAUAGUGUCGUUGAAGAAAAGUCUCCGUAG
Messenger RNA from Peronospora belbahrii, 1644 nucleotides. The record is from the annotation of a GenBank genome assembly. NCBI's taxonomy places the organism in Eukaryota, Oomycota, Peronosporomycetes, Peronosporales, Peronosporaceae.